UAUUGUGAGAUCAUCAAUAUGGCGUCGGUAGCAGAGCCUUUACACUUGGAAAAAGAUAUCAAUCGGGCUGUAGACUUGUUGGAUGCUUUGCAGAAAAGUGGCAAAGUUCCCCCUCAGAAGCUAGCAGCCCUUCAGAAGGUCCUACAGAGUGACUUUCUCAAUGCCGUUCGUGAGGUAUAUGAACAUGUGUAUGAAACUGUCGACAUAACUGGUAAUGCUGAAGUGCGAGCCAAUGCUACAGCUAAGGCCACAGUGGCUGCUUUUGCAGCGAGUGAAGGUCAUUCCCAUCCAAGAGUUGUAGAACUUCCUAAAACAGAUGAGGGCCUUGGCUUCAAUGUGAUGGGGGGCAAGGAGCAGAAUUCUCCUAUCUACAUCUCCAGGAUUAUCCCUGAUGGGGUAGCUGACCGACAUGGAGGAUUGAAACGUGGGGACCAGUUAUUGUCUGUGAAUGGAGUUAGUGUGGAGGGAGAACACCAUGAGAAGGCUGUGGAGCUCCUCAAACUUGCCAAAGGUAUGGCUCGUCUGGUGGUGAGAUACACACCCAGAGUACUGGACGAGAUGGAAGCACGAUUUGACAAGCAGAGAUCGGCAAGGAAACGCCAGACACCAUGAUCAUUGUUGUCACAUCAUGAACACAUUCAUACAUCAUAGAUAUGACCCUAGCAUAUACAGGUGUAACAUUGAUAUUAUCCUAGAGAAAUGGAACAGUUGUAGUCUACAAUGAAGGUAGAUUAUACAGCAUUAUGACUUUUUAAUUAUUAAAUCUGAGCUACUUUAGGAAUAAGAAUCAAAUUCAAUCCUAUUAAGGUUGUUGAAAUUCUACGAUAUUGAUUCUAACUUUCUGUGGUUCUAGAGUAGAUGAAGCCCAUAGAGGCACUUUCAGUACUUUUAUACUACAUAAUUCAAUCUUUUCUCUCUGUUGUUAGGACAACCAAUGGUUUACUAUAUGAGUCUUUAACUUAAAGCAUUGAAGCAUUUAUCACUUCUGAAACAUCAUUUUAGGUUUUGAAAAUACCCAUCACUACAUAUAUGGUUUCUUAUUACUCUAUAUAUACAUGAAAACAGGUCAGAAGUCUAGCUAUAGAUUUAUCGGGAAUGUGUUCAGUGUAUAUUUCAGGAUAGUUUUCACUGGUAGGGUAUACUUGGUAGGUGAACAGUUUAUGUUGGAGAACAGUUCUUCUCACUGGUAGGGUAUACAAGGAAGGUGAACAGUUUAUGUUGGAGAACAGUUCUUCUCACUGGUAGGGUAUACAAGGAAGGUGAACAGUAUAUGUUGGAGAACAGUUCUCGCUGAUAUUUCUUACUGCAAGGUUAAACCCAUUUAAUGUCCUAUGCUUUUAGAUGUGAUUUUAUCAUAAGAAACAGAUAUUGCUUUCUUUCAUCAAAUAUGUACUGGUAUUGUUUGUUAUUGUGCAAAUAUACACCAUAGAAGAGUUUGUCAGCAAUUUAAACAUGAAAAAAAAUAUGGGUUUGAAUUCCAUGCAUUCCUGGUAUACAUGUGUGUUCUGUAUAGUGUUUAAUAUCAUUACAUGCUUAUGUGAAGUUGGUGGUAAUUUUCAUCCUUAUGGUUCCUGGUUGUAGAUUUUAAUAAACAUUUAAUUGUUUCCUUGCAAAUCAUCUUGUAUUGAAGCAAUAUCUUUGUGGGCUGAUGAAUUUACUUGUCAAUUUCUGGUCUUGUGAUUUUGAUGGCUGUUGAUAUUUUCAACUUGUCAUAGAAAAAAAAUCUUGCAGAUACAGUCAACUUAAGCAAAAUGAUAAAAGUGUUUACUUAUAAUUUUAAAAUACACAAUCAAAAACAGAUACAAAAGCACAUAGGAUCAAUUUACUGGAAUAUUUCUCUCUUUUUUUUUUUUAAAUAUAUAUACUUUGAAGGCAAAACUGAUGCAAUAAUGUAUAUAAGAUUUGAGAAAGAAAGUCUGUUCAAGGCAGCCCUAAUGUUUAUAUCUAUAGAGGCAUGAUAGUCAUUCCUAGGUUGAAUAAAUGUUGUAGACAUUUUUAUUUAAUAGUUCAUGGUUGUGACAACAUUUACAUUCGUUUAGGUUUUCAAUAUAUUUUACAAAUUUAAUAAUACCAUCCUAAUUGAUGUGUGUCUCUGUAAAUAAAGAUAAAAUGACAAAUACUGAU
Ylistrum balloti is the source of this 2124-nucleotide messenger RNA. RefSeq names its product protein lin-7 homolog C-like. The transcript is spliced from 6 exons. Gene Ontology annotation, cellular component: synapse; cell-cell junction; basolateral plasma membrane. Gene Ontology annotation, molecular function: protein binding. The record is from RefSeq and is a predicted model, not a curated record. Lineage: Eukaryota; Metazoa; Mollusca; Bivalvia; Pectinida; Pectinidae. Gene Ontology annotation, biological process: protein localization to basolateral plasma membrane; neurotransmitter secretion; maintenance of epithelial cell apical/basal polarity. The coding region runs from base 19 to 612 and encodes 197 amino acids.